This is a messenger RNA of Odobenus rosmarus divergens (Pacific walrus), 3790 nucleotides long. It is a transcript of the gene PELI1, whose product is annotated as pellino E3 ubiquitin protein ligase 1. The coding region runs from base 454 to 1710 and encodes 418 amino acids. NCBI's taxonomy places the organism in Eukaryota, Metazoa, Chordata, Mammalia, Carnivora, Odobenidae. Gene Ontology annotation, molecular function: ubiquitin protein ligase activity; protein binding. The transcript has 7 exons. Gene Ontology annotation, biological process: regulation of Toll signaling pathway; protein K48-linked ubiquitination. The record is from RefSeq and is a predicted model, not a curated record.
CUCCUGUCCCGCCCUCCUCCUAGUCCCCUCCCCUCCCUCCGAGUGUGUGUCAGUGACCCAGAGGCGGUGUGAGGCGGAGGGACCGUCGGGGGGCGCCGCCGCGGCCGCCGCCUCCACCAGCAGCACCAGCAGUGCCGCACGUUCGGAUUUGCCUCGAGCCCUCCGGGAGCGCACCACAAAGCGGGCCCCGCGUCUUUCCGUCCGCCCGCGGUUCCUCAGCACUCGGCUCCGAGGCCAACUUCCCUCGCGGGGCUUGGUCGGCUGGCGAGGAAGGCGGCGGCAGAACGCUGGGCUCUCUGCUCGCGCUCCUCGCGUACGCACACUUCACCCCGUCGCUCCGGAUCUCGGGGCCGUGCUGGGAUUGCGGCCACCAGCAAUUGUCCGGAGAUAAUGCAAAAGGUGUCCCAAGGCUCCUGACCAGUGAACAAAGAUUUGAGAAAGACAGCCAAGCUCAUGUUUUCUCCUGAUCAAGAAAAUCAUCCAUCCAAAGCACCAGUAAAAUAUGGUGAACUCAUUGUCUUAGGGUAUAAUGGAUCCCUCCCAAACGGCGAUAGAGGAAGAAGGAAAAGUAGGUUUGCUUUGUUUAAAAGACCUAAGGCAAAUGGGGUGAAGCCCAGCACUGUGCAUAUUGCUUGUACUCCUCAGGCUGCAAAGGCAAUAAGCAACAAGGACCAGCACAGCAUAUCAUAUACCUUAUCUCGGGCCCAGACGGUGGUGGUUGAAUAUACUCAUGACAGCAACACUGAUAUGUUUCAGAUUGGUCGGUCGACUGAAAGUCCCAUUGAUUUUGUAGUAACUGACACAGUUCCUGGAAGCCAAAGUAAUUCUGAUACACAGUCAGUGCAAAGCACUAUAUCAAGAUUUGCCUGUAGAAUCAUCUGUGAACGGAAUCCCCCCUUUACAGCACGGAUUUAUGCUGCAGGAUUUGACUCAUCAAAAAACAUCUUUCUUGGGGAGAAGGCUGCCAAGUGGAAGACAUCAGAUGGGCAGAUGGAUGGUUUGACCACUAAUGGCGUUCUUGUUAUGCAUCCACGCAAUGGGUUCACAGAAGACUCCAAGCCUGGAAUAUGGAGAGAAAUAUCAGUGUGUGGAAAUGUAUUUAGCCUGCGGGAAACCAGAUCAGCUCAGCAGAGAGGAAAAAUGGUGGAAAUUGAAACCAAUCAGUUGCAAGAUGGCUCAUUAAUUGACCUCUGUGGUGCAACAUUGCUGUGGCGUACUGCAGAAGGCCUUUCCCACACUCCUACAGUGAAGCAUUUAGAAGCUUUAAGACAGGAAAUCAAUGCAGCACGACCUCAGUGCCCUGUAGGGUUCAACACACUAGCAUUUCCUAGUAUGAAGAGGAAAGAUGUUGUCGAUGAAAAACAACCAUGGGUGUAUCUAAACUGCGGCCAUGUGCAUGGCUAUCAUAACUGGGGAAACAAAGAAGAACGUGAUGGAAAAGAUCGUGAAUGUCCCAUGUGUAGGUCUGUUGGUCCCUAUGUCCCUCUGUGGCUUGGAUGUGAAGCUGGAUUUUAUGUGGACGCCGGCCCUCCAACCCAUGCGUUCAGCCCAUGUGGGCAUGUGUGUUCAGAAAAGACAACUGCCUAUUGGUCCCAGAUCCCGCUUCCUCAUGGUACUCAUACUUUUCAUGCAGCCUGCCCCUUUUGUGCACAUCAGUUGGCUGGUGAACAAGGCUACAUCAGACUUAUUUUCCAAGGACCUCUAGACUAACAGACAGUUGUCCUCCAGGACUACAUUAUAAAUUUAUAAGCUAAGUGAGUUGGGUUUUCCAACCUGUUGUCCAUGUCACAGUUUCUCUGCUCUGGUCAUUUGCAUUAAGAUGAAGAAUUUUUUUAAACAUUUAUAAUAAGUAGUAACAAUUUCUGAUCAAAAAAUCUGGGAAACUCGAGAAAAAGAAUUUCUGAAAGUACCAGACUUUGAAUUCUGAGUUUUGAAAAUAUAUUUUGAGGAUAAAAAGAUGCAAUCUAUAAUUUGUUGCCUUCCUUUUAGUGUUUUUGAAUCACCCAUCCUCAGUGUUGGAAAAUUGUUUUUAUAUAACUGAGGGUACUGUUGGUUCAAACUAUGUUAGUUUACAGUUUGUUGCAAACAUUGUAAAAUACAGCAACAUGUAUAUUAACUUUUUUCUAUUUAUCUUUAUUAUAGAAAACAUCUUAGAAUGUUCUUGAUAGAGUAGCAUGGUAACGAUGGUGUCACACUUGCGGUGUGAAUGGUAGUUUAGCGAGCAUAGCUCAAGGAUUUACAAGCUUAGAAGGACAAGAGAGCCUCUCUCCCUGCCCCCUUCUAAAGAUGGAAUUUGGUAAAUUAAAAUACUUUGUAAAACCAAAUUCAUAUUAAUUAUUAUUGUGUAAGAGCUGUUUGUUUUUAACCACAUUGAAUAUAAUCAGGAAAGUUUUUUUUCUUAAUGUUCUCUCAAGUGUAGUAUAUAACAAAAACUUAAUGCUAAGAAACAUUUUAUAUGCUCCUUUGAAUAUGCAAUUUAAUCUAGAUUAUCUAUUUUUCUCCCAUGAUAACUAAUCUGUUUUUAGUACCAGCAACAUUUGGCAAGUUUAUUUUUUAGAUAUAAACUGUGGUUCAUCUGUUCACUGUUUCUAGAAAAAAAAAAUCAUUCUCAUGAGGAAAAGCAUAAAUUAACAAGGAGGAGAGUGACUUGAUUUGCUUUUAGAAGAAGAAAUACUUAAUUGAUUAUUCUGUUUGUGGUCUUAUCCAGGCAUUAAGAAAUGUGGAGAGAUACAAAGGAUUCAAUGACAAUAGUGCCCCCCCCCCUUUUUUAACCUAACAGACCAGCCUUAACUUUGUGGGCUUUGAAUCCUAAGGAGAGUUGCCACCAUGUGACUCAAGGAAAUGUUUGGUUGGCAGAUGAGCACCAGUGACAGCCAAGUAGGGGAACAUACUUGCAUGGUAUGUUUAUUCUCUAAUUCCAAUAAGUUCUUUGCUUAAAGAAGCAAGAAAACGUUUCUUCACUCCCUCCCCUCCCCUUUUUUUAAUGCACCACAAAGGAAGUAUAGACAGUUGCACUACAUCAAACCCUUUGCGACACUUGUAGAAAUCAGUACACUUUUAGAUUAGACAGAAUCUUUUUUUUUAAUCUUUUGAUUUGUUUUUCCUUUAGUUCACAAGUUGUGUAAUAAUUGACUGUAGCAAAUUUUCGUAUGUGGUAGUAUAGCUUUAAUUUAUCAUAACUAUUACUAUACUGUUCUGAAUUUUCUUUUGGUUUAAAAAAAAAAUAACAAAACCUGUUGCUUAGAAGCCAUGAACUAUUUCACUUUAAUUCAACUUGUCAAAAUUUCCUUGUUUUUAAAAAUGAUCAUUUGGGUUCACUCAGGAAAUGCAUGUCAGGAAACUUGUAUUAUAAGUUUACUAGUUGUGAUGUAUCAGUAACUGCUGUUACCCCGUUUUCAAAGAAAUAUAAUUGAUUUUGAAGUUUUCUAGAUAGUCACAUGCUUUGUGACUAAUGCAAGGAAAUCAAGUCCUGUGUUGUAUUUGUUCUAGUCAUUUCUAUUCAGGCUAUAUAUUGUAGCUAAUUUUUAUUUGCAAUUAAUUUAUUCAAACUAAGUAAAUACUUUUCAAAAUAGAUACUUGAAUUUGUCUCCGUGAGUUCGUUUUUGCAUAACUGAGAAUGGGAAACCAGAAAUGAAAACUCUUGGACAAAUCUACCCCCCCACACACUUCAAAAAUAUUCACUUGAAAUAGAUGAAGAAUUUGCAUUUAAUGUAACACUUUAAAUCUCUGGUUCUCUUGGGAAAGCAUCUCUUACCUCUUAAUAAAGGAACUUUGGUUAGUGGUUGAAUAA